GGUGCGUGGGAUGCCGUCAUUUAAGGAUAAAGGCUGCGGAGCUCUCAGAUAAUACGAGUUAAUUCUAGUGAAGCAUUUCUACACCAUUACAGACGGAAAUUAAGCUCCCUGCCCGUUUCUUCAUUUCUGCGUCGUGACAGUUGUGUCAGUAGUUAUUUUGUGGUGGAAGAAAGGAACAUGCUGGAUUGUUCACGGCUGUAGAGCCUCGGAUCACGCUGCUGAGUGCGCGUUCCUGCUUUUUGCGGAAUACAUGACAGGUGACUUUAUGCUGAAGAGCAACGACUCCUCCAGGAUGAAACUGUGGACUUUGCUUGUCAUUAUCCCGGUGUGCGCAUCCUCCCCCCUUUCAGCCGAAACGUCUAAACCCAAAGGUCCAGCUGCGGAGAGCCGCUGUUCCGGCCGAGCCUGCAACCCCCGCAUGGGCAACCUGGCCCAGGGUAGAGUGCUGAGCACCCAUUCGGUCUGCGGCUCCAACUCCUCGGAGCUUUACUGCUUCUACAAACAGGCUGCUGCGCCCCGCAUCAGGGAGUCCUGCUCGGCGGCAAAAUGCAGCAAGUGCAACUCUGCCAUACCCGGCCAGGCGCACCCUCCCUCUGCCAUGAGCGACUCCUCUUUCCGCUACCCUGACACUUGGUGGCAGUCUGCAGAAGGGGCGGAGGAGGAGACGCUCCAGCUCGACCUGGAGACGGAGUUCCUCCUCACCCACCUCAUCCUGGUUUUCCGCUCACCCCGCCCCGCUGGCAUGGUGCUGGAGCGCUCCCAGGACCACGGGCGCACAUGGAAGGCCCUCAGGUACUUUGCCAAGGACUGUGAGGAGGUGUUCGGCCUGGCAGAGGGGUCGCCAGUGGGGGAGAGUGGAGCAACUUGCACCUCCAAGUAUUCAGGAGCUUUCCCUUGCACCAGAGGAGAGGUGAUUUAUCGAGCCUUGUCGCCAUGGGACUCCGUGGAUCCCUACGGACCAGCCGCCCAGGACCAGCUCAUGAUCACCAACUUGAGAGUCCGUCUGCUGCAGCGCCAGGCGUGUCCCUGCCAGGCCAAACAUCCCGGUGCCGCCGUACUCCCCACAGACCAUUAUGCCAUCUAUGAUUUUAUUGUCAAAGGCAGUUGCCUUUGCAAUGGGCAUGCUGACCACUGUGUCCCAGCCAGCGGCUACCAGCCCAGCCAACAGAAGACCAGUAACAUGGUUCACGGCAAGUGUGUGUGCCGACACAACACAGCCGGUGACCACUGCGAGCGCUGUGCGCCUCUCUACAAUGACCAACCCUGGCAGGCUGCCAACGGCAUCACAGGGACGCCGCAUGAGUGCCAGAAGUGCAAGUGCAAUGGUCAUGCCAGGAGCUGUCACUUCAGUCGCGGACUGUGGCUCGCGACGGGGCGGCGGAGCGGCGGCGUGUGUGACGGCUGCCGCCACAACACAGAGGGCCGCCACUGCCAGAACUGCAAGACGGGCUUCUUCAGAGACCCCGGCCGGCCUAAAACUGCCCCUGACUCCUGCAAACCCUGCUCCUGCCACCCUGUAGGCUCUGUCCUGUCAGGGGGUAGCACUCUCUGCAACCCUAGCAGCGGGGAGUGCACUUGUAAGCCUGGUGUCGGGGGCCCCCGCUGUGACAGCUGCAUGCUGGGAUACUGGGGGCUUCAUGAAUACGGCUGCCGUCCAUGUGACUGCACAGGGGACUGUGACCCCUACACCGGCGACUGCAUUUCUGGCUCAGAUGUGGAGGUCUUCUAUACAGCCACUGGCCACAUGGGACACAGCAGCAAUAAUAGUGAGACGGCACUCUUUAGGGCAGAGGAGCUUUUCUCUGCACUGCACCACUCUGAGAAAUGUGAGUGUGUAGAAGUAACCCUUGGCAGCCCUAAACUCUUCUGUGCUGCGGAGUAUGACUAUGUGCUGGUGGUGAGGGUGAUGUCAGCUCAUGAUAGAGGCUCCCAUGCAGAGGUGGAGGUCAAGGUCAAGAAGGUCUUGCACCAGAACCCUCAGAUGAAGAUCCAGAGGGGAAGCGUCACCCUUUACCCGGAGUCCUGGACCACCCAAGGCUGUACCUGUCCCAUCCUCAAUCCAGGAUCUGAGUAUGUGGUAGCUGGUCACGAGGACUGGAAGAGUGGGCGGCUGAUGGUCAACACCAAGAGCCUGGUUAAAUCAUGGAGGCCAAGCCUGGGACGCAAAGUACUCCACAUCCUCAGAAAAGACUGUGGCCACUGGUAGAGACUCACCAAGAACUGCAGAGGGAUGGAGAGGUGGAGGGUAGUCUGUGACGUGAAGAUGAUUUGUAGGAUGUGUGACGGAGUAUGCAAAAUGAACAGAGACACUGAAUUAUGCAUUUUGCUUGGACGCUAAUAUGAAUGCAAAACCCAGCGGCUGCUUCAGGGAUUUCACUGUUUCUUCUGUUUCCAAAGUGGAGUCCGCAGCUUCGAGAAGCAGCUGCAAUGCUGCAACGCUGUGGUUGUUGUUACCCUGUGGCAGAAAUGAGCACGUACUGUAAGCAGAUACCUCGCCAGAACUACAGUCGCUUCAGAACCAAAGAGAACAAAGCAAACCAUCAAGACUUUCAUGCGCACAAAAAUAAAGUUGAUGUUGGUAUUUCAUUCCUGUGCUGCUGUAUGAUAUCAGCUCAGCUCAUAAUUCUUUCCAGGUUGUAAAGCAAUCAUGAUUGUAUGUUAAAUCCUCAUUUAUGCUUUAUUUCCUGGCCAAAGAUGCUGUCAACCAAAACACAGUCACAUCGUACUGUAUCAAUUUCACUGAGAGCUGUUUACUUUGAAAUCUUGCAAAGGCGCAGACUGAAUUAUCCUUGUCGUCUCACAGAUAUUGGCGAUAAAUUACGAAAAAGUCAACAUCAGAGCGCGUGCGUGUGAGCGUGGAUGUGUGCAUAGGCUUGAUGUCCUUGGCGGGGGAGUCUGGGACUGUGCAGGUCAGAACAAGUAACUCCUGGAUGAGGGGAGAGGAUGAAAAAAACAUUAAAGGUAUCAGGCGGCCUAAUCUGAACAGCUCGGCUCUGCUCCGGCACACUCACCCGCCUGCCGUCUGACAAGAGCAAAACACGCUCGGCUCCGCAACGGGCCAAGACACUCAGGACUGAGUUUGCCCCUGCAGCUGCUUCAAGUACAGGAGCAGAUCACCGUCGGGUUGCUUAAGUCAGACUUUAUUCUGUUAUGAUUUUCUGCUGCCCUUGUACGGCCUGCUUCCAUAUGAGGAGGAUUCACUUGAGAGGGCCUCUCUGAACCUGACCCAGUGGGAGCCUCCAUGUGUGUUUGUGUGUGUGGGAGAAAGAGAGCACACACUGUCUUAACAUAUGCAUCUCUUUUUGGCCUGUGACUCCUGCUGCCCCAAAAUAAAUAUGUAUUAAAAGCCUGGGUAUUCAUUGACAUCACAGUGUAUCACAUCCCGAGUCCACAGGCAAUGUUUGGGCCGGGUCUAGUUAAGAAUAGUCUUAGUGCGCUGUCUCCAAGGAGAAGGACAAACUCUGAGAGGAGACAUGAUGCAUUCCUCAACCAUGACAUCACCCCCCCCCCCCCCCUCCAUGUCCUUGUCCCAAAGACUUUACCAAAAUAAGAGAAAAUGGGCUGGAUUUUCUUGUAAAGGACAAAGUGUGCAUGAAUGUACUCUGCUGUCAAUGUGAUAUUUGUAAAGCUAUUUCUGUGUGUCCUAUAUGUUCUUUUUUCAUCUAAACAGCAUAAACUCCAUGUCAUUGUGCUCAUUC
Molecule: messenger RNA, 3698 nt
Organism: Chelmon rostratus (copperband butterflyfish)
Lineage: Eukaryota; Metazoa; Chordata; Actinopteri; Chaetodontiformes; Chaetodontidae
Product: netrin-4-like
Exons: 10
Coding region: 251-2206 (651 amino acids)
Biological process (GO): cell migration; substrate adhesion-dependent cell spreading; basement membrane assembly
Cellular component (GO): laminin trimer
Molecular function (GO): protein binding
Source: RefSeq, a predicted model, not a curated record